Miniopterus natalensis is the source of this 2347-nucleotide messenger RNA. NCBI's taxonomy places the organism in Eukaryota, Metazoa, Chordata, Mammalia, Chiroptera, Miniopteridae. The record is from RefSeq and is a predicted model, not a curated record.
CGCGCUUGUCCCUCCCUCAAUGGAUUCUUUACAAAUUAGGCAGAUGCUGAGCUUGCCUGCCGAGCUCGCCAGCAACAACUUAGAGCUGGCGGAGCCGGAGGCAUCAGUGACCCGAGUAGAUACGGAUAAUCCGGAGGCGACUACAGAAGGUCCGGCACCUCUACCGACGCCGGAGUCGCAGCCAGAGCCGGAGCAGCAGCAGCCUCCCACGGCCUCGACGCCGGAGUGCAAAGUCCUGCUCACGCAGGCCGACGCCCUGGCGUCCGAGGGGCGCCUCCGGGAAGCCCUUGAGAUGUAUAGACAGCUGUCGGAGCGGCAGCAGCUGGUGGCCGAGCAACUGGAGCAGCUGGUGCGCUGCCUGGCCGAGAACAUCCCGCGAGGAGAGGCGCUGGCGCCAGUGCCUGCGGACCGGAGCAGCGCGACGAGCUGCGUGGUGGCGGCGGAAGAGGUAGGGGUGGCAACAGCCGCCGAGGCCACGGAGGUGUGGGAUGGCUUCAAGUGCCGGAAGUGCCAUGGGUUUCUGUCGGACCCCGUGUCCCUAUCGGCGCCGCCGCCGCUGCGUGUCAACGUGGUGCUCAGCGGUCUCCUCAGCAAGUUGUUCCCUGGUCCGGCACGGGCGUCGCAACUCCGGCACGAGGGCAACCGGCUGUACCGAGAGCGCCAGGUGGAGGCAGCGCUGCUCAAAUACAACGAGGCAGUCAAACUAGGCCUAAGACUGGGGGCCUUGAUAGUGCAGUGGGACACAGGCCUGAGUAAGCAGUGGACCCUUUUGGAUGAAAUGGGAAAAGUGUCUUCCCCAGUGAAGAAAGGGUUGAUGGGAGAAUUAUAUAGGAGUUUCCAUUCCCCACAGGCGCACUUCAGAAAGGCGCAAGCCUUAGCCACACUAGGCAAGGUGGAGGAAGCACUAAGAGAGUUUCUGUACUGCGUGUCACUGGAUGGAAAGAACAAAAGAGCAAGAUCUGAAGCCCAAAGGCUUCUCCUUAGUUUCUUUACACCAUCAGUCCCAGGGGAGUCUCAGGAAUAUUCUCCUGAUAUCCUGAAGCUGUUGGCACCUCACCCUAGAUUAAAGGAACACGUAGAGUCAAUGGCUUCUGAAGUCGCCAGCCAUAAUCUACCCAAGUUGUCACAGGAAAACGAGGAGCUCCCACAUUGUUCUAGACGGGAGGAAGCAGCAGCCAGCGGGGACUGCGCCAUCCCGAGGAGCCCAGAGAAGGCAAAGGAGGGCGAGCAGGACGGCAGCGCCGACGACCAGGAAGGGGAAGAGGAGGACAGCCGGUGCGCUGCCUCUCCUGAAGCUGCCUCCAAGACUGGCAAAUGCCAGAAAAAGAAAAGGAAACAUUGUCAAGUUGAACCCCAAGACCCAGAGGUGCCUCAUAAAGUCUCUAAGCCAGAUGCUCCCGUUGAUCUGGAGGCCAAGCCUGCUCCCAGUGUUCCCCUUCCAUCUUUCGAUGCAGCGGACCUGGAGUGCGCCCUGUGUAUGAGACUGUUCUAUGAGCCAGUUACAACACCUUGUGGGCACACCUUUUGCUUAAAAUGUCUCGAAAGAUGCCUAGAUCACAAUGCGAAGUGUCCACUGUGCAAAGACGCCCUUUCGCAGUGCUUGGCAUCAAAAAAGUACAGCAAAAAUAUCAUAAUGGAAGAACUAAUAGCUAAAUUCCUUCCAGAAGAAUUCAAAGAACGAAGGAGGCUUUAUGAAGAAGAAAUGGAAGAACUUUCUAACUUAAAUAAGAACGUGCCUAUUUUUGUAUGUACUAUGGCUUAUCCCACCGUUCCUUGUCCCCUGCACAUAUUUGAGCCUUGUUACCGUCUGAUGAUUCGAAGGUGCAUUGAGACAGGCACAAGACAGUUUGGCAUGUGCCUUGGAGAUCCCGUCAAAGGGUUUGCAGAAUAUGGCUGCAUCCUGGAGAUCAGGAAUCUUCAGUUCUUUGCCGAUGGCCGUUCGGUGAUUGACAGCGUAGGCAAGAGGCGCUUCAGGGUCCUCAAUCAGGGCCAGCGGGAUGGUUACAACACAGCCGAUAUUGAAUACAUAGAAGACCAAAAGGUUGAAGGAGAGGAUUGUGCUGAGCUCAUGGGCUUACAUAACUGUGUCUAUGAGCAAGCAUCAUUGUGGUUUCAUUCGCUCAAAUCAUCUCUGAAGAAUCGGAUAGUCAAUCACUUUGGUCCAAUGCCAGAAAAAGAUGCGGAUCCCCAGAUUAACCCUAAUGGUCCAGCCUGGUGCUGGUGGACAUUAGCGGUUCUUCCCCUGGAAAGCCGAGCUCAGCUCCCGUUCCUAGCGAUGAGGUCCUUAAAGGAUAGAUUGAACGGUAUUCGGCGAAUCCUGGCCUUUAUUUCCAGAAACCAAAACUAG